CGCAACACCAAAGCAGAGUUAGCUAGUACUACUACACUUGCAACGCUCCAUCAAAAGUUUUGCAUGGACAUGGCCAUGUCGUCGCGGCUGGCUCUGUGCCUCGCGGUGGUCGCGGCGUGCGCGGCGGGCGGCGCGGUGGCCGACUGGUCACCGGCGACGGCGACGUUCUAUGGCGGGAGCGACGGGUCCGGGACGAUGGGCGGCGCGUGCGGGUACGGCAACCUGUACGACCAGGGGUACGGCGUGGACAACGCGGCGCUGAGCCAGGCGCUGUUCAACGACGGCGCGUCGUGCGGGCAGUGCUACCUGAUCGUCUGCGACACGAGCAGGGCGCCGCAGUGGUGCAAGGCCGGCACGGCGGUGACCGUGACGGCGACCAACCUGUGCCCGCCCAACUGGGCGCUCCCGAGCGACGGCGGCGGGUGGUGCAACCCGCCGCGGCCGCACUUCGACAUGUCGCAGCCGGCGUGGGAGCAGAUCGGCGUGUACCAGGCCGGGAUCGUGCCGGUGCUGUACCAGCGGGUGAGGUGCUGGCGCCAGGGCGGGGUGCGGUUCACCGUCGCCGGCCUCAACUACUUCGAGCUCGUGCUCAUCACCAACGUCGCCGGCAGCGGAUCGGUGGCCAGCGCGUGGAUCAAGGGGACCAACACCGGGUGGAUCCAGAUGUCGCGGAACUGGGGCGCCAACUGGCAGUCGCUCGCCGGGCUCGCCGGCCAGGCGCUCAGCUUCGCCGUCACCACCACCGGCGGCCAGUACCUGCAGUUCCAGGACGUGGCGCCGGCGUGGUGGCAGUUCGGCCAGACCUUCUCCACCUACCAGCAGUUCGACUACUAGAUGAUGAGUAAAAUGGUUCGUCAUUUUAACGGAGCUUAGCUAGCAAUAGCAAAGCUGUACUUCCUUCCACCGCUUAUUCCUUUAUUCCUGUGCUGCUCGAUCGUCACACGAUCGAUGCUGAUAAUCUGUUUCCUAAAUUUUUCCUUGAUUCUAUUGCCAAUAUUAAUUAUGUA
Molecule: messenger RNA, 1007 nt
Organism: Oryza sativa Japonica Group (Japanese rice)
Lineage: Eukaryota; Viridiplantae; Streptophyta; Magnoliopsida; Poales; Poaceae
Source: RefSeq, a predicted model, not a curated record